Messenger RNA from Hypanus sabinus (Atlantic stingray), 3609 nucleotides. Its product is annotated as NACHT, LRR and PYD domains-containing protein 3-like. Lineage: Eukaryota; Metazoa; Chordata; Chondrichthyes; Myliobatiformes; Dasyatidae. Gene Ontology annotation, molecular function: protein binding. The transcript has 13 exons. The record is from RefSeq and is a predicted model, not a curated record. Gene Ontology annotation, cellular component: cytoplasm. The coding region runs from base 515 to 3388 and encodes 957 amino acids.
CAGGAAUAUGGUGUUGGAAUAAAAACCAUGUUUGAAUGGUGGAGCAGACUCGAUGGACAGAAUCAUCUAAUUCUCCUCCUACAUCUUGUGUCGGACCAUAACUGAACGAUGACCCCUUCGUAUCUCAUAUCAGGCAUUGCGAGUUAAAGUUAGACCUGCAGUGAGCGAUUUGUAGGAAGAAAAACCCGAAAUGGAAGGAAACUACAACUGAAAACGAGGGAAAAACAACAAGUGAAGCAGCCCGAAGACUGAGAGCAUCAACUGGACAGAACCGUCCUGACUCAGAGUUUCCAUUGAUUCGGUCAGCAGAAAGUCAGAAGUUAGAUCUGCGCUGAGAGAUUUGUUGCUUCCCACGACUGGAAGCAAAGAAAAACUGAAGACCAGGGAGCAGCAACAUUUGAACGAGACGAAAACUGAGGACACCAGCUGGAGAGAACCAUUCUGACUCAGGGUUUCCUUUCAUUCAGUCAGGAGGAAGUUUGAGCAUCAAAACCGGAUCACACCUGUCCUCAAAAUGGCACAAGGAGCAGGCAUCGGAAGAGUUCCAGUGCAGUCAACAUCGGGAAAGGUCACGGGUCCGAGCACAGCAAUCACUGAGCUCCUGGCAAGCUGGAACGAUUUCCAGCUGCUGCAGCUGACGGACUUCUACCGGGACAGGCUGGAGCAGGCGAUGGAAGGAGGGGUGCACGGAGUGAGCCUGGCGUUAACGGCCGAGAAUCAGUUCAGCGGAGAGGAACAUCGGAAAAUCUCUGAUCUCGCUGAUAAGGGAGAGCGGGCGGACAGUUCUAAACUCCUCCUGAGCCUGGUGAUGGAGAAAGGCUCCCGCGCCCGGAGGGUGAUGUGGGAAACCUUUGUCAAAAUGCGGAUUGGUGUCCCAAAAUUGGACAAAAUACUGAAAGAAAUACAGGAACAUGGCUGUGUUCCGGUCCAUCGACCCGUACCGGAGAUUCCCAGAGAACUGAAAGAUGUACAACAGAAACACAAGGAGACUCUGUGGGAACAAACUAAAACACUGAGAGUGAACACGAUCCUGAUGCGGGAGAAGGUGAAGGUUUUCCAGCUGGUUGAUCGAUACUUUGAGCUCACUGUCAUUUCUACUGUUCGGGAUCGGAGACUGGUGGAACACGAGCUGCUGGCAAGAGGCAGAGAUCACGAGGAGUGGAGAGAGAAACAUCUCGGCAGAGAGCUGGAGAAAAUCCGGACUGAUCAGCUGUUCCAGAGCAGCUUUUCCCGGAGUAAAUCCAAAUCUGGGAGUUCGGCAGCAGUGGCCGGAGUCCCGGGGAUUGGGAAAACAACAAUGGUACAAAAGAUUGUAUAUGACUGGGCCACGGGGAAAAUAUACCAACAGUUCCAGUUUGUCUUCAGUUUCAAAUUCCGAGAGUUAAACUCCAUUAACUGUAGAAUAAGCCUGAGGGAACUGAUUCUGGAUCAGUAUCCUUACUUUGGGAAUAUCCUGAGAGAGGUCUGGAAGAACCCAGAGGGAUUGCUGUUUAUAUUCGAUGGUUUGGACGAAUUCAAACACAGAAUCGAUUUUGCUGACAGUCGGAGAGAUACAGAACCCAAGCACCAGUGCCCAGAUCCCGAGUGGUGGUGUGAAGUGUCUGACAUUGUGUACAGUUUAAUCCAGGGCAAGCUGCUCCCAGGGUGUUCAGUGCUGGUGACCACCCGUCCCACUGCGUUACAUUUAUUGGAAAAGGCAGAGAUCAGUGGCUGGGCUGAAAUCCUGGGAUUGGUUGGUGAGGAAAGGAAAGAAUAUUUCAGCAGGCAUUUUGAAGAUCAGACGGUGGCGGCAGCUGUUUUCAAAUAUGUGAAGGAGAACGAGAUCCUGUACACCAUGAGCUACAACCCCUCCUACUGCUGGAUCCUCGCUCUGGCACUGGGCCCCUUCUUCACACAAAGAGUCAGGGACCCGCAGCGAGUUCCCAAGACCAUCACCCAACUGUACUCCUACUAUAUUUACAACAUCCUGAAAAACCACGGCCGUGAGAUUGAGAACCCCCGUAAUGUGUUACUCAGGGUUGGUCAGAUGGCCUUCAGUGGAGUGUCCGAGAAGAAGAUUGUGUUUACAGAUGAUGAUUUGAUCAACCACAAUCUGCAGCCUUCCCAGUUCCUGUCCGGGUUCCUGAUGGAGCUUUUGGAGAGAGAGGAUUCUGCCCGGUGUGUGGUGUACACAUUCCCACACCUCACCAUCCAAGAGUUUGUAGCUGCAGUCGCACAAUUCCUGAAUCCACAUCCCGGGGAUAUCCUGAUAUUCCUCAAUGAAGCCCACAACACGACAGAUGGACGAUUUGAGGUAUUUCUUCGUUUUGUUGCUGGUCUCUCCUCCCCAAUGACAGCUCGGGGCCUGGAAGAGUUUCUGGGUCCAUUUCCUCAUGAAACAACCUGCCAGGUGAUUGACUGGGUGAAGAAGAAGGUUAAACACCAGAGUUCAAACACAGAGAGUGAAGCUGGUAAAAGGAGCCUCCUGAACACAUUGCACUAUCUGUUUGAGUCUCAGAAUCUUGGACUGGCUCAGGCCGCACUGGAAUCUGUGGAAACACUUUCAUUCAGUGGAAUGACACUGACCCCGAUUGACUGCGCGGUCCUGUCUUAUGUCAUCGGACUCCGUGACACAAUAAAACACCUCGACUUGGAGUACUGCCUUGUUCAGAGUGAAGGAAUCCAGCGGCUGGGACCCGGGCUGCACAAGUGCCAGGAUUUGAGACUUGCGGGGAAUGAACUGGGAGAUUCAGGAGUGAAACUGGUGUCUGUGGCUCUGAGUAACCCGGAGUGUAAAAUACAGAGUCUGGGGUUGGACAAUAUCGAUCUCACAGUUUCUGGUGCCGAGAAUCUUGCCUCUGCUCUCAAAACAAACCGAUCACUGAUGGAUCUGUACAUGGGUCGUAAUAAACUGGGAGAUUCAGGAGUAAAACAGGUGUUUGUGGCUCUGAGGAACCCGGAGUGUAAAAUACAGAAACUGGGGCUGAGAGAUAACAGUCUCACAGAUUCUGGUGUCGAGGAUCUCGUCGCCGCUCUCAGUACAAACCCAUCACUGACGGAGCUGGAUCUGAGUGAAAAUAAACUGGGAGAUUCAGGAGUGAAACUGGUUUCUGCGGCUCUGAGAAACCCAGAGUGUAAAAUACAGAAACUGCUUCUGUACAAUGUCGGUCUCAGGGAUUCUGGCGCCGAGGAUCUUGCCUUCGCUCUCAUUACAAACUCAUCACUGACGGUGCUGGACCUGGGAUUAAACUCUCUCACAGACAGAUCUGUCCCGGCUCUCCGCCGCGUCAUACUGACCCUCCCGAGUCUGGGGCGGAUCGGGCUGCACUGGAAUCGGUUCAGUCCAACAGGAGAGAGGGAACUGAGAUCUCUGCAGGAACCCAGACCAGGACUGAGAGUGGAGUUGUGAAGAUCUGAAUGUGUGAACAGCCCUGCUCGCUGGAUGAGGACAUGUUGGCCGAUUUCCUGCAAAACACGUUUAAUUUCUAACUGUUCUAACAGAUCCUGGCUUCAGCCGAGCUCUCUGUGAUCUCAGAGGUGGUGCCGCAGUGACAUGAUUCCGUGUCCUAUCUAGUUCACACAUUCCUUAAUUUGCAUUUGUCAUGAUGAAAUCAAUAAACUGCUGUAACU